UCUAGGUAGUAGUUCUGUUUUGUAAGGACAUGAAUAGAUAUUCAGCUUCCUGGUGGACAAAACAACAUAAGAAUGAGCCAUUUUUCGCAGCUCAUCACACAAGAAGACAACAACAAUGCAUACAAGAAAAUCAUGUUGCCCCAGAACAAACAAGUUCACAUAAUCAUUCCCUUGAAUUGUCUGCCGCUGCUACUUCCCAAAAUACUCUACCUAUGCUACAUGCCUUCGUUAUUAUGCUGCUGCUUGUUACUUCAGUUAGUCCAGUACUGUCUCACCCCAUAGCCUCAGAACUAUCUCACCCCAAUGCAAACCAAACUUUUAGACCAGGUGUAGCGUUGCACAAGUUGAGAAGAAUCAGAGCUCAAUUGAAGAAGAUAAACAAGCCUGCUGUGAAGACAAUUAAGAGUCCAGAUGGGGAUUUGAUAGAUUGUGUUUUAUCUCAUCAGCAACCAGCUUUUGACCAUCCUGAGCUUAAAGGACAAAGACCAUUGGAUCCACCUGAAAGGCCUAAGGGACACACCAAUGGAGAAAUGGUAACAGAGAGCUUUCAGCUUUGGAGUGAUGCUGGUGAAGCAUGCCCAGAAGGAACUGUUCCAAUCAGAAGAACGAGAGAGCAAGAUUUUCUAAGAGCAAGCUCUAUCGCAAGAUUUGGUAGAAAACCAAGAGGUGUACGGAGAGACUCAUCAGCCACUGGUCAUGAGCAUGCAGUUCUUUUUGUAAAUGGAGAUCAAUACUACGGAGCAAAAGCAAGCAUAAACGUGUGGACACCCAGCGUAACCGAUCAAUACGAAUUCAGCUUAUCACAGAUAUGGGUUAUUGCUGGAUCGUUUGGUAAUGAUCUGAAUACCAUCGAAGCUGGAUGGCAGGUAAGCCCUGAGCUAUAUGGUGACAACUAUCCUAGGUUCUUCACUUAUUGGACAACAGAUGCAUAUCAAGCAACUGGAUGCUACAACUUGUUAUGUUCAGGAUUUAUUCAGACUAACAACAGGAUAGCAAUAGGGGCUGCAAUCACCCCAAGAUCCGUCUACAAUGGUAGACAAUUUGAUAUUGGCUUAAUGGUUUGGAAGGACCCAAAACAUGGACAUUGGUGGCUGGAGUUUGGUUCGGGGCUACUAGUUGGUUACUGGCCAGCAUUCUUGUUUAGUCACUUGAGAAGCCAUGCAAGCAUGGUACAAUUUGGUGGAGAAAUUGUGAAUUCUCGUUCAAGGGGCUACCACACUGGGACUCAAAUGGGAAGUGGCCAUUUUGCAGAAGAAGGUUUUAGAAAAGCAGCAUAUUUUAGGAACUUACAAGUUGUUGAUUGGGACAACAACUUGCUUCCUCUAUCAAAUAUUCACCAGUUGGCUGAUCAUUCCAAUUGCUAUGACAUAAUGGAGGGGAGAAACAAUGUUUGGGGAACUUACUUUUAUUAUGGAGGUCCUGGAAGGAAUGUGAGAUGUCCAUGAAGUAAUUGGCUUCUAAUAUAUAGGCUUCCAUGUUAUAAAUAUACAUAAUAUUAUUUAUUUUUUUCUUUCUCCCACUUUCUUUUUUUCUUUUGGGGAUUUUGCUCUCAUUACAAGCUUCACAUGGUUUGGCUAUAUUUGUUAAUUUUGCCAUAAUUUUAUUUUUCCCUAACAGGUUAGAGAUAGUUUGUUUUGUUAUUAGGGAUGAUGUAAAUCUAUGAAGAAUAUGUUGUCAAUUUAUAACAUUG
Gastrolobium bilobum is the source of this 1690-nucleotide messenger RNA. Its product is annotated as protein neprosin-like. The coding region runs from base 30 to 1445 and encodes 471 amino acids. The transcript is spliced from 7 exons. The record is from RefSeq and is a predicted model, not a curated record. Lineage: Eukaryota; Viridiplantae; Streptophyta; Magnoliopsida; Fabales; Fabaceae.